This is a messenger RNA of Coccomyxa subellipsoidea C-169, 1136 nucleotides long. RefSeq lists its product as hypothetical. The transcript has a single exon. Bases 452 to 880 code for a protein of 142 amino acids. The record is from RefSeq and is a predicted model, not a curated record. NCBI's taxonomy places the organism in Eukaryota, Viridiplantae, Chlorophyta, Trebouxiophyceae, Coccomyxaceae.
CCUGAAAUUCUGUUACAACACGCUCCACAAUAAUCCACCAUGGUGACCACUGGUGGCGCCAGGCCAUUGGGUUGACAACAUAUACAUCCACGAGGAGGUGCCUUCAAGCUGGAGAGACUCUUGUUGAAUCACAGUGCUGGCAAGGCAAACCGCGUCCAUUCACUUGAGCAUUCUAAGUUUUGUCUGCACAGUCACCUUUAUCUGCCAUUCCAAGCACGCAAAAAAAAGUGCCACCUGCCACAGCUGCACAGGUCAAGAUAGCCGCCCCAGUGACAGCGCUAACAGACUAUUUCAAACAUCUGAAUCUUGCAAGUCGGCAAGAAACACCCAAAUCCAGCCAGUUGAAACAAAAAUUUCUGCAAGGUCCCAAAAGAGAUCCUUGAGUGGAAUGUCAGAUGUGUCUAUAUCCCAGUCCCAGUAAACAAAGGCAUGCUGCCGGCCAUGGGGUGAAAUGCAGAUGUCACAAGCAGCAGAUCAAACAUACUGCCAGUAUUGUCUUGACUGUGAAACCAAGUCAAGAGUCUUGGUUGAGCAAGUCUUGAUAGUACACGAUGUGCCUUGCACACCAGACCACCUCAGUACUAAUGUUGAGAUUCGAGACAUCGUCUGGGAAGAUGUGUUCUUGAGAGGAAGCUUCUUAGGAGAUGCAGCAGAACUCCACAAUGAUAGACACCACCUAAAGAAAAGAUUGGACAGCACAAGUACACACCCCGACUUUGGGCAAAAGACUUUGCGCAUAGUGCAGAAUUUUAGCUUGAAUAACCCCCCUCUGGAUUGUGCCUCUUCACAUAUCCAGCUCUUAACAGUUUCAGGCACAGGGCUAAGGAGCCUUACACUCCCUUGCCGCAUCAAAAAUGCCUCCUCCUUUGGGUCAUCCUAAUAAAGGAAAAGAGAGAAUACCCCUGGCCGAUGCAAAGAGUGCAAUCUUUGCUGGCGAUUGAUUGACGCGCCAACAGGGCAAACACAGAACAGAUCUUGGUGAUGAUUUGCAGAUGAUGGUCUGAUUGAGGUGAUCUCAUCGCCAGCUUGGCAGCCAGCAAUGGGGCUCAGAUGCUCAGGCUGAUGCUGAAGCGGAUGUUGCACAGGGUGGGCGAAGGGGUCUUGAAUAGCUCUGCCAAUUCCUCAUCUCCAGGGCC